Molecule: messenger RNA, 3882 nt
Organism: Naegleria lovaniensis
Lineage: Eukaryota; Heterolobosea; Eutetramitea; Acrasida; Naegleriidae
Exons: 7
Coding region: 1-3882 (1293 amino acids)
Molecular function (GO): protein binding
Source: RefSeq, a predicted model, not a curated record
AUGGAAAUUCAACCAUUGGUGGAGGAUCAAUCUGUUACAUCAUCAUGUUGUGGUCGAUUUUUUGAAAACAAUUUCGUGUAUGCAGUAGAGUCUAAGGGAAACAAAUUACAUUUUUUUCGAUUUGUACCUGAUGAAGAUACAUUUGAAAAUGUCAUGAUUACAUUCGAUGGCGUUAAGAGAAUUAUGAAACUUGUAGUCAUUGAGCUCGAAAAUAUUGCAGUCAAUUACUUGCUAGUCAUUGACAAUGAUUUAAUGUGGUACCUUGUAAAAAUAGAGAACAGAGAAGGGAUUUCCAUUUUGCAUGAGGGAAGUCUUUCUCUCGCUAGUUACAUUUCUGACAAAGUAGAUGCUAGAGAAUUUGAAAAGAAAAUUGAGGAAGCAACUAGGACUGUUUUUCCAAUUUCAUGUUCGAGGAAAAAACAAAACUACUCUGAAGUGAUCUUGUCGAUAUAUAAUCAAUACGUUUAUUACUUUAAAUUUGAAGCAAGCAAUGCGUUCCCUACUUUGGUAGAGAACAAAAUUUUUGAAAUUCGACCUCAGUCGUCAUUUAGUUCCAAAGCUUUGUUUAAAAUUGUGGACUUGAGUUUUCUAAAAAGCUACCUUAGUGAAGAAACAAUAGAGAUUGUUGGUCUUUUACAAGAGUUUGUUGGAGAACAUGAUGACUCUAACUAUUCAUUGCCGGCUGUACCUCAUACAUUUCUAGGAACAUUUGUGUUAGAACUGACAUGCUCUUUGGGUAAAACUGCGUCUUCCAGAGUGUUUAGCGCUGAGGCUUUCCUAAAGGCUGCCAAUGGGCCUUUCUCUGUUUAUAACAUUCAUCCUACUACAACAUGCUUGUUUUCAGACAAUUAUGGAGUGCUAAUCAUGAGUUCCUACGGCUUCUCAUAUUACUGUAGAAAUGGAUUAUUGACCGAUUGUCAAGUCGACAUGGCAAAUGUCAAUAGCUUAGUUUGUCCAUGUCAUGUUGUAUUAUUAGAGGAACAAAGAAAAAAAUGUGGGGCCUGUACUUUUGAACUCUCAAAAACUCUGUGUUGUCUUUAUAGUGACGGAAGCGUUGUGGUCCUUUUUCUUACUUUGGAGCACUCCAUUGCAGCAGAUGUGAAAAAGGCUAAGAUCACAAACAAGAAGGCUGUAAUACCCAAGCAGCAAGUGGGAGAAUUACUUGCAUUUCAUUGUGGCCAAAACAAUUACAAAAUAUUCAUUAGCUCACCCUAUGAAAAUACUCAAACGAAAUGGAUAGAGCUAUCAAUAUUGAAACACAACGAUAUUACAGCUCACGUGCGAAAUUAUUACGACAGUAUUGGAAGCAAUAUCGAUGAAGAACAGCUACCAUGCUUGGGAACAAUCACCCAUAGCCAUUUUCACAAUUUUAAAGGAUCAAGAGACUCAAGGCUAGCUUGUACUUCCUUCUCUGGCUCUCACAAUCAAUAUUGUCAAUAUGUAAGGGGAGCCGCUAGGUUUAGCGUUUGCCAAAUGGGAAGUAGAUUAAUCCCAUUUAUGCCCAUAACUCAAGGAUCCAUUAUUGAGGGCUCUCCUGAAAUCAUUGUUCUUCCUUUGAAAGAUCACUCGAUUUUGUGCUUCUCAUAUGAUAACUGUACUACAUUUUUCUCUACAAAAGAUAUGAGCCCAAUUUCGUUUAAUGCAAUGAAUGGAGCUAAAAAGUUACUUGCCUUAAAGGAAUUUAAGAGAAAUCCCGUAUCUCUCUUUUUUGUUGCAAUUUGGGAGGAUGAGAUUGCUCUCUGUGAAAUUCAGUUUAACACCCAAAAUGUUCAUGUAUUGUUCAAAAGACAUAAUGAUGGAGAAAAGUAUUUAUUUGCAGAAAUUGAGCCAAAUGGACGGAUAUUUGUUUCAAGAAGAAACGAAAUCACAACAUUUGAGAUAAAAUCAAAGCCGCUCUCAGUGGUUGAGGUGUCAACCAAUUCUCUAGAGAACCAGAUUUCCACAAUUUCAAGCUUCAACCAUGAAGGAAAGACUUACUUGAUAGUUGCUUUUUGGAUUGUGAAUUCUGUGUAUAUUAUUGAUGUAGACUCUUGGAGCAUCAUUAUGGAAAAGAAAUAUCAUGAAACUAUUAGAUCUUGCUUGGCAAUUUCGAAUUCUAUCAUGUCAUGUAUUGUGUUAGGAUUUUCUGAUGGCUCCUGCAUUGUUGAUCCAAUAUUUCUAUCACAGCUUGAAGAGCACCGCUUUAAAGUUGGAGAAAGCUCCGUAAAGCUGAGAAGGGUUACAACAGAAAAUUCUGAAGAUGUUAUUUAUUGUAUGAGCAAUCGUGAUUUGAUGAUUGUUCAAGACAGAGAACAAAUUGCAAUUGAUGGACGUAGAGUCCUUAAAACUGUGUUCUUUACUGAAUGCAACCAAAAGCGCUAUGCUGGAAGAAGUAUUGACAUUUCAAAUGUUGUAACUUCUCAAUUUGGUAAUUGUGUUGCUUUACUCAUGGAACAACCUGAGGGUGGAGCAAUUCAAUUUUGUGAAGUGUCAGCAGACAAAAAGCUAAGAUGGAGGUCCAUGAACCUGGAAAAACAAAUGCAAGAGUCCAAUAGUAUUAUUGAGCCCUUAAAAAGUAUAUAUUUAGAAAGAUCAAGCAAAUAUGUUGUUGUGGGAUUGGAACGGUCCUUAGUAGACGAAAGUUUGAAUGCUCUUCUAUUUCAAUGUGUGCUCGAUGAUGACACAGAAAGCCAAUUUUAUCAAGACAAAGUUAUUGAAAUUGGCAAAUACAUGCCUGAGAAAUGGGUUGUGUCUGAAAAGGACAUUAGUACAACCAGCCAUUCCAUAUUAGAUGUAUGUGCAACACGCAUUGAUGGUGAAGAGUACAUUCUACUUGUUUGCCUAACCACUUUUUCACAUUCUUGCACUGUCGAAGAGGAUACUGGAGCAGUGGCAUUGUCUGUGGCUUGGAUCUGCCUUUUAUCUUCGAACAUGACAAAAUUGAAAUCUACAAUAAUUGGAGAACAUCCUGUUCCAUUCCAUGACGAAUCAACAUUUGCAAAGAUACACUCCUUGGAUGAUGAUGGACGGUUUUGUUUGUUGUACAACAACAUGAUACAUUUGGUCAAGCUAGAAAAGAACGGAGAAAAGAUGAAAUUUAAGUUUGUGGAUCGAUACGAGCUGUUAGAUUAUGCCAAAGAAAGCAGUCUCACCUAUCCUGUUUACUCCAAGUAUUUCAAUAGAGCUAGUCCAAUAUUUAGAUCUUUGCACUUUGUUAUGAAUACGGUAGAUAUUGUCAUGGAUGGCUCAGAUGUGUAUCUUACCCUGUGUAGCUUGAACAGUGGUAUUCGAUUAUUAAGAUUUGGAACAGAUUGCAGAAAAAUGGAAGAGUUGUUACUCAUGGAUCGUACCAACACGAACAUGUUACCACUGUCGUGUGUAUUCAUUCCAUCACGCACCCAUAAUCAACAGCACAAAAUUGUGAUAUCAGAUUAUGUUGACGGUGAUUUGAAAGUACUUUCCCUUACUCAACAAGAACGAAGGGGUCAAAGAAAACUUGCCAGUGAAUAUAAAAUCAAAGAGGAAGAUAAGACCAUUUGUUCCCAUUGGAACCAAUUUGAGAACAAUCAUCUCUAUUAUUACAUUGACUUGUUGAACAAGGAAGUGAAGGGUAUUCAUUUGGACUUGGAAAAGACACGCUUGCACCCAUCGAACGCUUCAGUUGAUAAUCACCGCUUGGUUGAAGCAGAAAAAGGCACCCAAUACGAAUUACUGGUUCAAUCAUGCUGUAAAUCCUUUAGUGGAUCUGUGAAGAAUAUUGUUAGAGGACAAUUCGAUCAACACCUUAAUUUAUCGUUGCAUGAUGGUGAUUCCAAAAGCACCCUACAGCAGGAUCACUUUCUAUACGUCACUACGGAAGGCGAAAUUGGAAGACUCUAUACCCAAAGUACUCCAAUGGAAUAG